This is a messenger RNA of Striga hermonthica, 882 nucleotides long. The record is from the annotation of a GenBank genome assembly. Lineage: Eukaryota; Viridiplantae; Streptophyta; Magnoliopsida; Lamiales; Orobanchaceae.
AUGGCGGCCAACAACAGCGGGUUUAAGCUGUACAAUAGUAACAGCAGUAACAAUUCUUCGGGCGGCGUUGGUGUAGGUGGUGCGAUGAGUAACAGUACCAGUGGCUCGCUGAUCCCUGCCACGGCUGGGAAUUACAGUAACGAUAGCCCUAGCAAUAACUACGAUGGGAUUGCAGCUGGGAUUUUGAGUAAUAGCAACAGAAAUCCCUUGUUGGAUUCAUCGCUCAUCCCUGGGCUGAAGCACGACACAGGUCUCGCUGUAGAAUGGUCCAUCGAUGAACAGUACAAGCUGGAGCAAGGACUGGUCAAAUAUGCAAAUGAACCCAAUAUUAUGCGCUAUAUCAAGAUUGCUGCCUCACUCCAGGACAAGUCCGUUCGUGACGUUGCUCUUCGCUGUAGAUGGAUGAAUAGAAAGAGAAGGAAGCCAGAGGACGAGAGCUCAGGGAAGAAAGUGAAGGAUCGCAAGGAAAAAUUGACGGAGUCAACUACGAAAAACACCAUCUGUUCAGCUUCGUCAAUGCAUGUGCCUGGAUAUUCACUAACUAAAAACCAUCAACAUCCAAGUGGUUACAUGCUAUCUGGAGUACUGAGUGGCACGACCAGACAUCUUUUGGAAGAAAAUAACCAGGCUUUUGGUCAAAUUUCUGCAAAUCUUUCAUCAUUGAAGUUGCAGGAAAACAUAGAUCUGUUUUCUCGUACCAGGAACAACUUAACUACAAUCUUGAAUGACAUGAGAAACAUGCCUGGAAUUAUGAACCGAAUGCCACCUCUUCCCGUGCUCUUAAAUGAGGACCUUGCAAGCAGUAUAUUUGUGCAUUCAUCACAGCCCAUGAUAUUUGGCUCGUCAAGUUCAGUACCUAUGAAGCAGGAGUGGGGUUGCUGA